Messenger RNA from Prunus avium (sweet cherry), 2092 nucleotides. Its product is annotated as glucan endo-1,3-beta-glucosidase-like. Lineage: Eukaryota; Viridiplantae; Streptophyta; Magnoliopsida; Rosales; Rosaceae. The record is from RefSeq and is a predicted model, not a curated record.
UGUAUUUGCUUCCCUUCUAAAUUAGUUUAUUUUCUUUAAUUUUCUUCCCUUUUUCUGCUUUCCACAAUGGCUAAGUUCAACCUAGUUGGCAAAAGUCCUUCCAUGGUUUCCGAUGAAAGCCUAUAUAACUAAAGCCCAAGCUCAUCAAAAUCGAAGCAAAGCAACUAAGACAUUCCGAUGGUGAAGACCCUAGUAGUUGUCAUCAGCCUCAGCUUAACCAUCCUUUCCUUCGGAGGUGCACAUGCAGCGACAAUUUCUUUCAAAAACAAUUGCCCCUACACGGUCUGGCCAGGAACCUUAACCUCCGAUGGAAAACCUCAAUUAUCAACCACAGGGUUCGAGUUAGCAUCCCAAGCUAGCUUCCAGCUAGACACUCCGGUGCCGUGGGCCGGCCGCUUCUGGGCCCGAACUAGAUGCUACACGAACACCUUUGGAAAUUUCGUCUGCGCCACCGCAGACUGUGCCUCUGAUAAGGUCACGUGCAACGGUACCGGUGCCAUCCCGCCCACAACUUUAGCGGAAUUAAAUAUUGCAGCAGAUGGAGGACAAGAUUUCUACGACGUUAGCCUUGUUGAUGGCUUCAACUUGCCCAUGUCUGUGACUCCACAAGGCGGUACCGGCGACUGCAAGACGGCUAGUUGCCCGGCGAACGUGAACGCAGUUUGUCCGAGUGAGCUGCAAAAGAAAGGUUCUGAUGGGAGUGUGGUUGCCUGCUUGAGCGCAUGUGUUGCAUUCAAUCAGCCACAGUACUGUUGCACUCCGCCUCAAAACACUCCAGAGACAUGCCCAUCGACAAACUACUCUGAGAUAUUCCAUAACGCAUGCCCCGACGCUUACAGCUAUGCUUAUGAUGACAAAAGGGGUACAUUUACAUGCAAUGGUGGAACUAACUACGUCAUUACUUUCUGCCCAUCAAAUCACUGUUGUGGUGACAUUUACAUACAUAUAGGGACUAUCGACAUGUAAUUGAUAAUGUGUCGAUAAUUAGUUCGGCUCUAUAUUAAACGUUUGAUCUUUAAUAAAGGAGGCUAGUACUUUGGUACGAUCGUCAUGAGCGAGCGAGCAGCGAUCGUCGUCUUCGGCGAGAGCGAACCAGCACCGACCAUCUUCUUCGGCGAGAGCGAGCAGCGAUCGUCUUCUUCGUCGAGCGAGCGAGUGUUCUCUUCGUCUCUGUUUUGAUUUCUAGGUUCAAUCUCUCUCUGAAAUCAUCUAGGUUUCAACUGGAAGCUUCUCUGCUCUCAAUUAUUCAGAUCAUCUACAUACAUAUGUUGCAUUGCAUAGUAAAGAAGAAGCAGAGAAUACUAUCUAGAAGACCAAUUUGCCAUUACGACUAAUACUCUAGUUCCACAAGCUGCCACUACGACAAAAAAUGUUUUAACUCUCAAGAGUUUUGGCUCCAAGGGCUUGGUUGUGUUCUCAUCCAUCUGGGUUUGAUGUUUGAGAACUUUCAGAAGAUGCUCCAGAUGAUAUAGAAGGUUUGGAUGCUUCUGCAGCACAUGUUGCAAAUUUGCUAUCAACAGAGCCUGAUGACACUACUGCCUUAUACUCUGCGACUUGCUUUACUCUAAGAAAAUAUGGGAAUGGUACUCCAUACCCAUGCAAUCUGAGUGUGUGCUGCCUCCUUGCCGAUUUUGUUAUGACAUGGAAAAGGUGAUGAUGUGGUUCCUUAUAAGUUUGGUGAGAAAUCUUCGCAGACUUUGAGUUCAACUGGCUAUCAGAACGUGGCAUUCAAAGCCUACAACGGGUAUGCAGGCUUGGUCAUCCUGGAUCAGUUAUCCUCGACUUCAUCAUCAAUGAGGAAUGGGCUCAUAAGCAUUACACAGCAAAAGCAUCAAGAGGGGCCUUCUCAACAAUGUAGAAACUUCUACUAAUUCAGGAUGCAGAAUACAACUAAUUCAGGGAAGCUACACCAAUCAUGUGUUGCUAUAGCCAUGUCCGAGAAUCCUGUGUUCCAUCAAAGGUCAAAACACAUAGGAAGAAAGUUCCAUUUCAUCAGAGAUGCAAUUCACGAAGGAGCGGUGGAUCUGAUCUAUUGCAAAGGUCAAGAUCAAGUUGCAGACAUCUUCACGAAGGCAUUACCAAAGGAAAGGUU